CAGUCCUAGCGCAAGGAAGCGAAACGUCAUCCUACCCUACUGCCGCCCAUGACAGCCGAGGAAGAAGCUAUCAGCGUGCAAGCUGAGCAAUGCCUUAUAUUGUGCGCACGCCAGGGCUUGGAGUGGGCGCCUAGCUGUCGUCACGUCCAGCUCAUGUCAACGUUGUAGUGCUUACUAGUCCAAGUGACGCUGUUCUGUAUCUGUUUGCUGGGCUUGGUGUUUGCGUGCUAUAUACUUACUACUUGCGUUACUUCUUAUCAGCAACCAUCUCGCUUCCAUCACUCGCCGUUCCGUCUAAUCGCACGCCAUCGACUACAGCACCAUGAACGCACCAACCAUUCUCACCAUACCUGUCGAGCUACGAGAGCUCAUUUACGGGUUUCUCUUUGGUAGCUACACCAUUCGACACGGCUUCAAACACCCAGGCCUUCCCAGCAGCAAAACGAACGCCUCUAGUCGCACAUCACUACUUCUUACUUGUCGCCAGAUCUACACCGAGGCCAGCCGUCAUCUUCCGCUCAACUGCACCAUUCACUUCCGCGGUACUGAGAACUUGCUCGAGACACUCCUCUCUAUUGAUCAGAGUGUGCUGACCCGCUUGCGCCACAUUCGGGUUCGCGCGUAUCCAUUCCCCCUGUACACUGGAGAGACUACGCAUUACUAUCCUACCUACUAUGCAGCAAAUGCGUUUAAUCUGCUGCCUGGUCUGUGUCUUGAUACACUAGUUGUGGAAGAUUGCUGGCAUGGCUUUGGCAUGUGCGAUGGCUGGCGAGACGUUACAACUUAUUUCGACAUCGAAAGCCUCCUCAAUAGCGACGCUUGGAAACAGCUUACCUACAUAACACCUUGUACCGACUUCAUCGCCUCGGGCUACGACCACCGGCACAAACGGUCAGCCCAGCCCGAAAACUGGGAUGCGCUUAUCAAGGAACGUGAUGGAGUCGAGUACGGCGCCGAGGUCAAGAUGUACAUCGUUCCGUACGACCAGCAAGCAGCUACCGGCUGUGAAAAAACCGAGGACGGACAGACGAUGCAGCCCUGGGCAGCAAAGCCAGGAGAUAGAGUCAACGAGGACUGGCGGAUCGCAGGACCGGAGCAAGAUAUGAAAGGCGAGGUCAGGAUCCUGGCGAAGCGAGGUAAGCGGGCAAGAGUAGUACAAUUGGGUCUCAGCGAAAAAAGAACUUGGAAAGAAAUCAAAGGAACCACUGUUGGUGGCUUUGCCCCCGAAGGAUGGACGCCAUACCACAACGACAUGUCAGAUGCAGUCGGAUGGAUAUACGGUGGCUAUGGGCGAAGGAUGCAACUAGCAGACGCCGCUCUUCACAGUUGACUACAUCGCUUCACUACGCAACCCGUCCACACACCAUGGAUGUCGGAUGCAUGAACUCAGGAUUGAGUACUGUGCAGCGGUCGGCUGCAAAGUGCAAGAUCCAGUACACCUGCAUUCAUUUAUAUAGGUUGCCGAGGUGCGUGGUAGCGCUGUCUUUGCAAGGCGGCUGAAGUAUUUUGCGUGCUGUGCCGCAUGGCAUAGUGAGGCUAUGUAUUCGAAUCGUGGCACACGGAAGAUAUGUGUCUGAGAAAGGUGGUACUGCAUUAUUGAUUGUGCAGCAUUUUGUAGUGUGAGCUCGAGAUGGUUAGUUUGAGAGGCAUGUAGGAAUAUUGCGCCGGACAUGCCCA
Molecule: messenger RNA, 1677 nt
Organism: Bipolaris sorokiniana ND90Pr
Lineage: Eukaryota; Fungi; Ascomycota; Dothideomycetes; Pleosporales; Pleosporaceae
Exons: 2
Coding region: 323-1330 (335 amino acids)
Source: RefSeq, a predicted model, not a curated record